Messenger RNA from Vicia villosa (hairy vetch), 1704 nucleotides. RefSeq names its product dof zinc finger protein DOF3.1-like. Gene Ontology annotation, molecular function: DNA binding; DNA-binding transcription factor activity. The transcript has a single exon. Gene Ontology annotation, biological process: regulation of DNA-templated transcription. The record is from RefSeq and is a predicted model, not a curated record. The coding region runs from base 210 to 1076 and encodes 288 amino acids. NCBI's taxonomy places the organism in Eukaryota, Viridiplantae, Streptophyta, Magnoliopsida, Fabales, Fabaceae.
AGAUAUAGACACAUUCUUAUAAAGAAAAUACAUGUUCACUUCUUCUCUCCUUCCUAGCCCUUUCCUCCUAUCAAACCAAACCACUCUCAUUCAUCAACUCCUUCUUAACUCUCUCUUUUCUUCCUCUUGAAUCAAAGUCCCAAAAUUUUUCACUUUUUUUUCUUCCAGCUAGAAAAAAAAACUUUAUUCUAGAAGGUUGAACUUAAGACAUGGGUUUGAGUUCUAAACAAGUUUCUAGUAGAGAUGUUGAUUGGAACCAAACCUUGUUACAAGAUCAAACCUUAGAACUACCAAAAGCUUCACCUAUGAGAAAACAACAACAUCAACAACAACAAAAUCAUCAACAUCAACUAGAAGUUGUGAAUUGUCCAAGAUGUGAUUCUACAAACACCAAAUUUUGUUACUACAACAAUUACAACAAGUCUCAACCUCGUCAUUUCUGUAGAGCUUGUAAGAGACAUUGGACUAAAGGUGGAACUCUAAGAAAUGUUCCUGUUGGUGGUGUUAGAAAGAACAAAAGAGUAAAAAAAUCAACUACUAUUAGCACCUCCUCAAAAACUACUAUUAGCACCUCCUCAAAAACUACUAUUACCACCCCCACCACCACCACCUCCACCUCCGAUACCAAAACCACACCUUCUAUGUAUGAACCUCUCAUUCAUCCACCAUCUUUUUUUCCAUCUCAGAAUCUGAUGAAUACUAGAGAUUCAUCACAAGGUAAUAAUGAAGAGUUUGGUAUUGGUAAUGGUAUCUUUCUAAGUUCAUCUAUGGAUUUACCUCAAAACCAAAGCCUCAUAUUCCCAUUCUCAAACUCAAGCUCUUUGAGAUCAUCCAAUGCAUAUAACUAUGGUGAAGAGAUAAAAGCCAUGGAAGAUUCAUCUCUUAACAACACUGUAAUGCCAAGUACUAGUGGAGCUGAUGCCGGUGCUGGUGCUAUUACACAGCCAUGGGAGAAUAUUCCAGCAACAGGAAAUAGUGGCAUGGAAAUGUCAAACUAUUGGAGUUGGGAGGAUAUUGAUUCUUUGGUCUCUACUGAUCUUAAUGUUCCUUGGGAUGACUCUGAUAUCAAACCCUAAUAAUAUCCUGAUACCAGUGUUUUAAAAACCGAACCAGACAGUUUCAUUCUGAAUCUGAGAGUUCAAAUUUUAGUGUUUGUUAACACAUGGUAGUUUAGUUUCCAAUGUCUAUAGAAUAGUGUUAUUUAAUUGGGGUGUUUUUUUGUGUUUGAUACAUAUAUUAGUAAGUGUUCUUGUUUUCAGAUGGAACAUAUUAUGGACUGGUGUAUGAGUAUCUACUGCACCUGUAUUUUUCUUAUGAAGUAUUUGAAGCUGACUUAUUUUAGUUUCAGCCUCAGAUUCAAGUAAGAAGUCUAAUUAAUUAAUGUAAUCCAAUGUGUUUAGAUGUUCUUUUCUCUUUCAUUUCAUAUGAUAAAUUGGUGUGAGACUCAUGAUUGAAUAAGGCAUGAUCCUGUAUGAUCAUAUCAUGUCUGUUGCUGUUGUCAAAUAUUGACACGAGUUAGACUCUAAACACAUUUUUAAUAUGAAGUGUAGGUAUUGAUUAAAACAUAAUUUUUUUGAGUUUCAACUCAAUGCGCACCAUUGGACUACUCUUUAUAGGGUGUGAUAUGGACAAAACACGUGUCAGACAUCAAACACGAUUUGGUCAGGUAAUAUUCAACUUGAUCAACGGUGGGAACAUAGAUUA